Molecule: messenger RNA, 2128 nt
Organism: Uloborus diversus
Lineage: Eukaryota; Metazoa; Arthropoda; Arachnida; Araneae; Uloboridae
Product: fatty-acid amide hydrolase 2-like
Exons: 9
Coding region: 289-1857 (522 amino acids)
Source: RefSeq, a predicted model, not a curated record
CACAGUCGUGUUUUACAAUAGAGGACGAAUUGAAUUGCCGAAUGGAACGAAACAAUUUCGUUUUCGCCGCACGAAUUCAUUGUUAUCUGCGAAAUCAGUUUUUAUCGUUCACUGAAUUUUCCUGCGGUCGCGAGAUAUGAAGUGACCUUUGGAAAGUCAAACAUAUUUUAUCUAACACCCUGAAUGAUGCUACACCCAAGAAGAUCUUGUCAAAUCUGAGCCUCAGGAGCAGAUUUUGUUGACUUCGAACUAGUACGGACAGGUAUUUUCAGUCCACAUCAUUUGGAAAUGGGAACUAAAAAAUUGUUUUGGAAAUUCUUCAGCAUCAUACAUAGACUCUUUGACAUUGUCUUGCAUUACAUGUUUAAAAUUGCAAAUUUCGGAAAACCUGAUCCUUUGCCGCCUAUAAAAAAUCUGCUGCUACUAUCACCAGCGGUUAGCCUUGCCGCAAAAAUUAGGAAGAAAAAAUUAAAGAGUGUUGAUCUAGUCAAAGCAUUCAUUUCAAGAGUCUUAGAGGUAAAUCCAUUCAUAAAUGCUGUGGUAGCUUAUCGAUUUGAUAAAGCUCUUGAAGAGGCUGAAAAAAUUGAUGAAUUGAUUGCAUCCAAUUACAAAACAGAAGAGGAGUUGGAGAGAGAAACUCCAUUUCUUGGUGUUCCAAUGUCAGUUAAGGAGCUUAUUGCUGUUGAAGGGAUGCCUUUGAGUGCUGGUCUCGUGACUAGGAAGAACACAAAGUCUCCUUUCAAUGCUCAGACUGUUCAGCUAAUGAAGGCAGCAGGAGCCAUUCCAUUUGUUACAACUAAUGUUAGUGAGCUUGGUAUGUGGUAUGAAUCCUACAACCGGGUUUAUGGCAGAACAAGCAAUCCCUAUGAUAUCAACCGCAUUCCUGGUGGAAGCAGUGGUGGAGAAGGAUCCAUUGUUGCAGCAGCAGGCUCUGUUAUUGGCAUUGGAUCAGAUAUAGGAGGAAGUAUUCGCAUUCCUGCUUUUUUCAAUGGAGUAUUUGGCCAUAAACCAACAUCAGAAGUUGUUUCAAACUAUGGAACAUAUCCUCCGUCUGGUGAGAGAGAACUUGUCCCUUACCUUUGUAUGGGUCCUCUGUGUAGAUAUGCCACAGAUUUGAAUCCUAUGAUGAGAGUAUUGGCUGGCAAAAAUGCAUCGCUAUUGCGGUUAGAGUUCCCAGUUGUGAUGAAAGAGCUUAAAAUUUAUUAUAUUGAAGAUGUGGGCAACCAUGUCAUGUUUAGCAAGGUGGAAGCUGACAUGGUGAAAGCUAUACACAAAGUUUUGCAUCAUUUUGAAAAUGCAUACAAGAUAACACCACGAAAGUUAGAACUUCCAGCAUUGAAAUCCAUGUAUUUAAUCUGGGCGUCUUCCAUAUCAAACUGCAAAGCACCGACUUUCUCUGAUGAACUUGCAGAGCGCAAAGGCCAUAUUGGUUUUAAGACUGAGUUUUUGCAGUGGCUCAUUGGACAGUCACGGUUUACAUUCCCUGCCAUCGCUCUAGGUCUUGUGGAGAGUUCUGCCCUGGAACAAAGUGACUAUUUCCUCAACAAGGGUCAGGAUCUCCGCAAAGAGUUGGAAGAAAUUCUAGGAGAUGAUGGCAUUUUGUUGUUCCCUUCUCAUCCCACGUGCGCUCCCCACCACAAUGAGCCUCUCUUCAAGCCCUUCAAUUUCAUGUACACCGGCAUAUUUAACAUCAUGAAGUUUCCUGUCACUCAGUGUCCACUGGGAUUGGGCAGUGAGAAUUUGCCGAUUGGAGUGCAGGUUGUAGCCAAUGCUUAUAACGAUCGCCUGACCAUGGCAGUCGCUGUUGAGUUGGAGAAAGCUUUUGGAGGUUGGGUUCCUCCAUGUGCUGUUGAAUGAAACUUUAAUAAAUGACGGUGCAGCAAAUAUUCCUUUGAUGUUGAUGUAAAUUAUUGUAAAUAACCUGUUCAUUUUCAGAUCAUGAAAAAAGAUUCAUUAAUAAAUUCUUUAUAAAUAUUAAAAACAAUUUCAAUGAUCUGUGUGAAAAUGUUUAUUUCGUUAUUUUUUUCAUUUACAUACUUUUUUUUGUGAUAUAUUCUUUUUUUUGUGAGAAAUUGAAAUUGAACAUGACUUCUAAUCACUGUCUAUAUUUAACAAAGCAUUUACCCUC